Cryptomeria japonica (Japanese cedar) is the source of this 1522-nucleotide messenger RNA. RefSeq names its product LOB domain-containing protein 19. Gene Ontology annotation, biological process: hormone-mediated signaling pathway; positive regulation of DNA-templated transcription. The record is from RefSeq and is a predicted model, not a curated record. The transcript is spliced from 2 exons. The coding region runs from base 608 to 1339 and encodes 243 amino acids. Lineage: Eukaryota; Viridiplantae; Streptophyta; Pinopsida; Cupressales; Cupressaceae. Gene Ontology annotation, cellular component: nucleus.
AUUCAUUCCUUUGCUUCAAAGAAACAAAUGUUAACAGUAGUAGACCUAGUUGUUGUCUUAAUUCUUUUUCUGUUUUUUUUUCCCACAUACCACAUUCAUUAGAAUACCGCUAUAAUACCCAUCUUUUCCAGCUUGUUCCCCUCAGACCGCGUUGUUUUGAUUUUACUCGGCUUCUUUCUUUCUUUCUCUCUUUAAAAAACCCAACCCAACCCUCGCAUUGAAUGGAUCUGGAAUUGAGAUUGCAGUGUAACAUCCAGCAGAGACAUCGGACCCACGAAAUAGGGGUGAAAUAGUACGAGUCAAGAACAAUCUGAUGUGGAAUAAGUAAGAAGAACAAGAACAAGAAGUCUUUCUCAGUAGUCUGAGUCAUUUGAAGAAUCAAUCAAUCCCACCCAGUCAGUCAGUCAGUCAAGUCAUGAUAUAGAUAAAUGCUUUAUCAGGGUCCCCUUCCCCAUCACUUCACACAAUCUGUCUGAUUGAUUGCAGAAAAGGGCCAUGAGCCCAAUUGCUGGAAAGUUUCUUCAAUAGUUUUUUAACUCAUUCAAAUAUAAAUAUACAAAUAUAUAUUAUUGUUGUUGACAAGGUUGUAAGGUACCUAGGAGUUUUGAUGAGCAUGAGUAGCGGAGGUGCACCGUGUGGAGCGUGCAAGUUUCUGAGAAGGAAAUGUGUUAGUGGAUGUAUUUUUGCCCCAUAUUUUGAUUCGGAUCAAGGGGCAGCCCAUUUUGCGGCGGUGCAUAAGAUCUUUGGAGCCAGCAAUGUGUCAAAGUUGUUGCAGCACAUCCCCCUGCCUAAGCGUGGAGAGGCCGUUGUCACCAUCUGCUAUGAAGCUCAGGCCCGCCUCAAAGAUCCUGUCUAUGGCUGCGUUGCCCACAUCUUUGCUCUUCAGCAGCAGGUUGUGAAUUUGCAGGCAGAAUUAGCCUUCGUACAGUCCCAGUUAGCAAAUCGAAUGGCUUCUCACACUCACACUCAUGCAAAUGAACUCACAACACCUCCAUUCAUCGCAUCUUCUUCAUCCUCAUAUGACCACCGUUCAAAUCAAUUUGAUGCAGCUCAGCUUUCUAUUUCCUGUCACGCUGUAAAUUCAGGUGCAGGUGCAUCCAGUAGCCUUCCAUACAGCGAACGACUGAAAGAAGAAAGCAGUGUUUCAGCUUUUCCGGCCAUGCCCACCUACAAUAACAUCUCAGCCUCGCAACUAGUUGAGCCGGGAAAUUUCAUGAUACCUGAAAUCUUUCAAAGGAACCGGGAAAAUGAAGAUUCAGAUGAUGGAGGUGAGCUUCAGGCUUUAGCCCACGAGCUUCUUCGCAGAAAUGCUUCAAAACCAUUAUCAAGGUCCUCUUAAUGGCGGCCAGCUUUUCAUAUACACAAAUAAGCUUAGCAGUAUCAGAUCACACUGAGUUCUGAGCUAGGUAUAUAGUUCAAUAGACAUGAUGUAUACACAUACAAUGUUAGCCCUACAGUACGGGAGUCACAGAAAAUUUCUCAAUUUCUAAGAGCUGGAAAUUAAAGAGCCUUAUUUUAUUUA